AAAAAAAAAAAAGAACAAAAAAAAAGGGGAUACAUACCAACAAUCAGUCUCAGUAGCUCUCUAUUUAUAGGACUCGCGUACUUGAAGGUUUCGAUCGAGCAAAGAUCUGUCGAAGUUGUCUCUAGGGAGAGACAUAUACUUUCGAUUUCGAAAUCGUCCUAUUCCAGAAUGGGAAGUGCAGGUGAAACUAACUACGGAGCAUACACCUAUGAGAACCUCGAGAGGGAACCCUACUGGCCUUCGGAGAAGCUCCGCAUUUCCAUAACUGGAGCAGGUGGAUUCAUUGCCUCGCACAUUGCCAGGCGAUUGAAGAGCGAGGGGCAUUUCAUCAUUGCUUCUGACUGGAAAAAAAAUGAACACAUGACUGAGGACAUGUUUUGUCAUGAGUUCCAUCUUGUUGAUCUCAGGGUGAUGGAUAACUGUUUGAAAGUCACUACUGGUGUUGAUCAUGUCUUCAACCUUGCUGCUGACAUGGGAGGCAUGGGCUUCAUUCAGUCCAAUCACUCAGUCAUUAUGUAUAACAACACAAUGAUCAGCUUCAACAUGCUUGAAGCAGCAAGGGUCAAUGGAGUUAAGAGGUUAUUUUAUGCUUCCAGCGCUUGUAUUUACCCUGAAUUUAAGCAGCUGGACACUAAUGUGAGCUUGAAGGAGUCUGAUGCUUGGCCUGCUGAGCCUCAAGAUGCUUAUGGCUUAGAGAAGCUUGCAACUGAGGAAUUAUGCAAGCACUACACCAAGGACUUUGGCAUUGAGUGUCGGGUUGGACGGUUUCAUAACAUCUAUGGACCAUUUGGCACAUGGAAAGGUGGGAGGGAGAAAGCCCCUGCUGCAUUCUGUAGAAAGGCCCUUACCUCAACUGAUAAAUUUGAGAUGUGGGGAGAUGGGCUACAAACUCGAUCUUUCACGUUCAUUGAUGAAUGUGUCGAAGGUGUCCUUAGAUUGACAAAAUCAGACUUCAGAGAACCAGUGAAUAUUGGAAGCGAUGAAAUGGUUAGCAUGAAUGAGAUGGCUGAGAUUGUUCUGAGCUUCGAGAACAAGAAGCUGCCUAUCCAUCACAUUCCCGGCCCAGAGGGCGUGCGCGGUCGAAACUCAGACAACACUCUGAUUAAGGAGAAGCUUGGUUGGGCCCCUACUAUGAGAUUGAAGGACGGGCUGAGAAUCACAUACUUUUGGAUCAAGGAGCAAAUUGAGAAAGAGAAGGCUAAAGGCAUCAAUCUGUCAACUUAUGGGUCGUCAAAAAUUGUGGGAACGCAAGCUCCAGUCCAGUUGGGCUCUCUUCGUGCUGCUGAUGGCAAAGAAUGAAGUGGGUCAGGCCAAGCAGUGUUUAGUCGGUGCACACAAAUGCAAGGUUUUAUGGUCAAUUCCACCAUAUUUUACUAGUGGGAUUUAUUUAUGGAUAUGGAGAAUCAUUUAGAUUGCAAGUCUGCUAUUUCUUUAUGUGAUAACUAUCUUUAUAUGUGGAAGGAUGUCUCUACUCUUGCAUUUUCUAGCUUCUUAGAGAGUAGACUUCUAUUGUAUGAUGAUUUAUUGUUUGAGGAAUAUGUUAUAUAUAUAUAUAUAUCAUGCACAAUUCUUUUCCA
Molecule: messenger RNA, 1577 nt
Organism: Camellia sinensis
Lineage: Eukaryota; Viridiplantae; Streptophyta; Magnoliopsida; Ericales; Theaceae
Product: GDP-mannose 3,5-epimerase 2
Molecular function (GO): GDP-mannose 3,5-epimerase activity; NAD binding
Source: RefSeq, a predicted model, not a curated record